Molecule: messenger RNA, 804 nt
Organism: Exophiala aquamarina CBS 119918
Lineage: Eukaryota; Fungi; Ascomycota; Eurotiomycetes; Chaetothyriales; Herpotrichiellaceae
Exons: 1
Coding region: 1-804 (267 amino acids)
Biological process (GO): transmembrane transport
Molecular function (GO): transmembrane transporter activity
Source: RefSeq, a predicted model, not a curated record
AUGGGCUUAUACGCCUUUAGUUUAGCAGGUUCGAACUAUGCUACACCUAUAGCUUGUGGCUGGAUUGCAGAUUCUCUUGGCUUUGCUUGGGUAUUUUACUUACCCGCGAUAUUUCUCGGGGUCCUGUUCAUCUUUCUGUUCUUCUUCAUGGAAGAAACCAACUAUCACCGGAAAACCUCAGGGAUCGUAGCUGGGACAGAAACUCCUCCACCCGAGGCCACGACUGAGGACGACUAUGAGAAGAAUCCAGUGAUUAAGAAUACUGCUACGCCCACCGAAAAUGGCGAGUGGACUCCCGCGCCGAAGACUUAUAUUCAAAAACUGUCAGUCUGGAAGCCCAACCCUGGCCAGAGUAUGAUAUCGCGAGCUAUUCGAAGUCUGAAAUAUUUGACCUGGCCCGUCAUCUUCUACUCCGGCUUCUCCUAUGGCUCAUACUUGAUCUGGUUCAAUGUACUUAACGCUACAGCUUCAAUCAUUCUGGGUGGUUCCCCUUAUAACUUCAGUGCCUCAAUGGUCGGGACAAGUUAUGUGGCCUGCUGCGUAGGCGUGGUAGCAGCUUCAGUAUUGACAGGCCCUUGCAGCGACUGGCUCACCAUCAAAUUGGCACGACGGAACGGUGGUAUCAUGGAAGCAGAACAUCGUCUCUGGCCGUUUGCUAUGUGCGUGAUUGUGGUCCCAGCAUCUCUCAUCCUAUGGGGCGUUGGCGCUGCCAACCAGGUGCACUGGUUCGGAUUAAUAUGUGCCAUGGCUACAUUGGCAUUUGCUGUGACUUGCGGGGUUUCUCUUUCGAUUAACUAUAGGUGA